CCAGGCAAGCGUCGGGCCGCCAACGAUUCGGGCGCGAGCGGUCGGCUGAGGAGGAAAGCGGGGCCUCCCUGUUGGGGCCGGGCGCAGUAGCGACCCCACGGAACGGGGCUUUCGGGGCUUCCGGAAUAAGCAUGCACCCCGAGACCUCGGAGCCCGUGGUGGACGGGCCGGCGGAGCAGGGCUGCGCGCAGGAGCCGGGCGUGGAGGAGUCGGCGGGCGACCACGGGGACGCAGACCUGGGGGGCCGCAAGGAAGCAAUUGAUGAUCCUAAGGAAACACGUGUGGGUCCUUCUGACCUACGCUACCCAAGCGAGCAGAAACAGAGUGGCAAUAGCGGGGCAGACGGUCACUUAGGACACCAGACAGAUGACAAGGGAGACCACGGUCCCAGAAUGACUAAACGUUUUAUACAGAAACUCUGCAAGCAACACCAACUUUACAUUACCCCAGCAUUGAACGACACGCUGUAUUUACACUUUAAAGGUUUCGAUCGCAUCGAGAACCUGGAAGAGUACACGGGGCUGCGUUGCCUCUGGCUGGAGUGCAACGGGAUACAGAGAAUCGAGAAUCUGGAGGCCCAAACCGAAUUGCGAUGUCUCUUCCUGCAAGUGAACUUGCUUCAUAAAAUCGAGAACUUAGAGCCUCUGCAGAAGCUGGAUGCCCUCAACCUGAGCAACAAUUUCAUCAAGACCAUUGAAAACCUCUCCUGCCUGCCGGUCCUGAACACGCUCCAGAUGGCCCACAAUCACUUAGAGACCGUGGAAGACAUUCAGCAUCUAAAGGAGUGUUUGAAACUUUGCGUCCUCGACCUUUCCCACAAUAAGCUGAGUGAUCCCGAAAUCCUGAGCGUCCUGGAGAGCAUGCCUGACUUGCGUGUACUGAAUUUGAUGGGAAACCCCGUUAUCAAGCACAUCGCUAACUAUCGAAGGACGGUCACCGUACGACUAAAACAUCUAACCUAUCUGGAUGACAGACCAGUUUUCCCAAAGGACAGAGCUUGUGCCGAGGCCUGGGCCAGGGGCGGGCUCGCAGCUGAGAAAGAAGAGAGAGAGCAGUGGGAGAGCAGAGAGCGGAAGAAGAUCACGGACAGCAUCGAAGCCCUAGCGAUGAUUAAGCGGCGGGCAGAGGAGAGAAAACUUCAGAAAGCCAGCCAGGAGGAAGGGAAGGAGCCGGUGCCAGACGAGAAGGACAACGUGGAUGCCACCGAGGAAGGGAAGGAAGAGCCUGGUGAGGAGGGAGGGCGGCGGCAGAAAAUGGAGCUGUUUGUCAGGGAAAGCUUCAAGGCCAAGGAUGAGCUAUUCCCGGAAAAGUCGGGUCUCGUGGGGGAGCUGCCCGUGGACGUCACCGGAGCCACUGAAGGCCAGGGGCCAGGGGGGGCACCCCUGGAGGAGACCCUGAAGCCGGCCACCCCCGGAGCUGCCUGCGGAGACGCGCCCCCCCAGACUGCGGCCACCGAGGGUGCGUUAGGCACGGGACUUGAUGGAGAGGAAGACUUGGGAACCACCAAAUCGGAGGCAAAGGAGAAGCUCUUCAUCGAUGACCUGCCCGACUUGGAGGACGAGGACACCGGCGAGCCUCUGGACGGCCAGGACGAGGUGUGCGCUCCAAAGGUUACAGCCAUCUCGAGCUCGAGUGACGACAGUGACCCUGAGCUGGACUACUCCUCACUCCCAGAGCUGGAAAACAUCCCAGAUACCCUUUCAAACAUAUUCGCAAUCCCCAAGGACACCUCGAGGAAGGCUGAGACGCCCUUUACAGGCAUACUGAAAGCGGCAACAGCAAAGAGGGUCUUGGAAACCCCAAGUCUCAGGGACACUAAGUCCCCACGCCCACUGAUUCAAGAGCUCCACGACGAGGGACCUUCAGGCCAACCACCGACGCCCCCAACCUGCGGAAGGGACACCGCACCGCCCCCUUCCAGUGAGGACGGGGACAGCGGCCUACUCUCAGCCUCUCCCCCAGGAAACACCGCCGAGAAGAACGGGCCACGGUUGGAGACGGAGCUCGCAGAGCCCGAGGCGGGAGGCCGCGAGGACACUGAAUUUGGCUCGGACUGAACCCCAAGGUGACCCUUGACUGACGCCCCUAGACUGACGGGGACAGUGAACCCGUGACCAGGGCCCCCCGUGGGCGCAGCCCCCCUCGGCCGGGCUCCCCUUGCUUCCAAAGAGCUGCCCGCCCUUGCUGAGGGCGCCGGGUGCCCGGCUCCCCCCAUGCUGGCACCCCCCCCCCAAGUGUGGACGGCGCUGCAGUCCCACUCAAAAGCACAACGUGUCGCCCCCCUCCACCCCCCCAUCCUCCACGGUGUGAACUCUGUAACCACGCACGUCUCCCACGAGCAUUACAGACACGCCAGGA
Prionailurus viverrinus (fishing cat) is the source of this 2358-nucleotide messenger RNA. RefSeq names its product dynein axonemal assembly factor 1 (gene DNAAF1). NCBI's taxonomy places the organism in Eukaryota, Metazoa, Chordata, Mammalia, Carnivora, Felidae. Gene Ontology annotation, biological process: cilium assembly. The transcript has 12 exons. Gene Ontology annotation, cellular component: axoneme. Bases 132 to 2057 code for a protein of 641 amino acids. Gene Ontology annotation, molecular function: dynein complex binding; protein binding. The record is from RefSeq and is a predicted model, not a curated record.